UACGUGCGAAAGGCACCCCACUGCGUAACGAUGAACGCAGGAAAUAGAUCAAAGUGAAGGACCACAAAAUAGGGGAGGAAAAAAAGUCCAUUUUUAUCUCCACAUGUGAAGCAUCGCAAGGCGCAUUUGUUCCGGUUCCUAACGAUUGAGAGAUAAGUAGCAAGGGGACGAUACUUUGCUUUUCCUGUUGCUUCUCCAUUUGCUUCUCUUUUUUUUUUCCACGUUUUUACAAAAUGAAUAAAAUAGCAAAAGUAAACAAUUUCAUUUGCAACAGUGUUCCUUUUCGAGAUAUGAUUCUCUCAGCUAUGAAGGUGAGGAGAAAGGUGCCUUCCCUAGACGAAAAAUUGGGUCAAAACAGAAUUUUUUUUUUAUCUAACUUACAUUGUGCAAAUAAGAAGCACACGUUGGAAAACUGCACAUUCUCAAUAUUUUUAAAUGACAACAUUUUAAUUGGUAAUAAAGCAGUGUUGAGUAAAGAAGCCUCACCUGAAGACACCUCCAAACAAACGCUGCUUUUUUGGAAUAGAAGCCCAGGCGCUAGAUACCCCAAAAAGGCGAACAAUGGAGCCCGUCCAGACUGCCGUUCGGUAAGGAAAAUUAGGAAGAGAUUAAAAACGGGCAAGUAGACAUUUCUAUAAAAGAAACUCAGAGGUUUAUGAGUGACGUAGCAACGCGAAAUAGUUAGCUAGUGAGGCAUCCCACCAUUUGCAGCACCGAAUUGGUAUGUCAUUUGGUGGAGUCAUCCCAAUUGUGAUAUAAAUUCCCGCAUUUUUUAAUGUUGCUUGGGGAGGGGGUGCACGAACGUACGAAUUGUUUACAUACGCAUGCACACCUGUACUGGCAGGGAACUGCGACGUAAGUCCUAUGGUGAACUCUUCCC
Plasmodium cynomolgi strain B is the source of this 880-nucleotide messenger RNA. RefSeq lists its product as hypothetical. Bases 234 to 626 code for a protein of 130 amino acids. Lineage: Eukaryota; Apicomplexa; Aconoidasida; Haemosporida; Plasmodiidae. The transcript has 2 exons. The record is from RefSeq and is a predicted model, not a curated record.